AUGCCUGGAGAUCACAGACGCAUCAAAGGUCCGGAGGAGUCGCAAUCACCUAUGCUUUAUGCUCCUCCGGAUCAGGUGCUAGAGGUGAACACUCAGGACUACGUCCCUGCUCGAGACCCUCUGCGCCAGCGGCCUGUGUAUGUGAGGGUGGGUCAGCAGAGCCAGGCCACCGGCUCUGCCUACUUCGAGUCGGGGGACACCAAGCUUGUGGUGUCUGUGUUUGGCCCACGUCAAGCCGAGGGUGGGGAGCCACCGAUCGGGCUCAAAGGCCGUCUGGUAUGCGACUUCCGCCGGGCACCUUUCUCGACCCCGGGCCCUCGCAGAUCUCCUUCGGGUAGCAACGAGGAGAAGGAGAUGAGCCAGGCCCUUCACGAGGCGCUCCUGCCCGCCGUGCGCUUGGAGCGCUACCCCAGAGUCCUGCUCGAAGUAUCCGUUUUGGUACUCGUGGAUAGCGGCUCAACCUUGGCAGCUGGUAUCACCGCCGCAUCUUUGGCCUUGGCAGACGCCGGCAUAGAGAUGUUCGACCUCGUGGUGGGCUGCAGUCUGGCCCUGCCCUCAGGUCCCUAUGCGCCCUGGCUCUUAGAUCCGGUCUUAUACGAGGAGCAACGCGCCGUGGUUCACCUCACCGUGGCGCUUAUGCCCGUCACUAACCAGGUGGCCGGCAUUUUGGGCAGCGGAGAGGGCCUCUCCACCGACCGCUGGGCAGAAGGCGUGCGCCUUGCCAUAGAGGGCUGCCAACGCCUUUACCCCACCUUGCACGCGUGCCUAGUGAGAGCCAACAAGAGGAGAGAGAGAAGCCCGAGUCCAAGCCCACUCCGAGAGAGUGGCAGAGAGGGAGCGAGCCGGCGAGGAACCUCGAAUGACUCUACCAUUUCCACCAUUUCAACCGCCUCCCGACGACUAUGUCGAGCCUGCCCAGCCCGCCGAGUCUGUUGA
Messenger RNA from Trichosurus vulpecula (common brushtail), 936 nucleotides. RefSeq names its product exosome complex component MTR3-like. Gene Ontology annotation, biological process: nuclear mRNA surveillance; U4 snRNA 3'-end processing; rRNA catabolic process. The record is from RefSeq and is a predicted model, not a curated record. Gene Ontology annotation, cellular component: cytoplasmic exosome (RNase complex); nuclear exosome (RNase complex); nucleolus. Lineage: Eukaryota; Metazoa; Chordata; Mammalia; Diprotodontia; Phalangeridae.